This is a messenger RNA of Haliotis rubra (blacklip abalone), 1902 nucleotides long. RefSeq lists its product as uncharacterized. The record is from RefSeq and is a predicted model, not a curated record. The transcript is spliced from 5 exons. Lineage: Eukaryota; Metazoa; Mollusca; Gastropoda; Lepetellida; Haliotidae. The coding region runs from base 413 to 1897 and encodes 494 amino acids.
AACACAUUAAUCGAUGACGUUCAACACAACACUUACCCGGACAGGGGUAGAGAUUUUCGUGUGAGGUGAAAUAUUGUUGGAUAAAAAGGAUUAAGAUGGAAAUGCAGUGGUUCUCAGCUAAAAGGUCAAAUAUUUAGAGCUGGCGGCCUACUUAGAUAAUCACUACCUGAACACAGACGACUCAAAGUUUGUUACAUUUGUCACAACCGAUAUCACAGACUUCUUGGAACGAGCACAACCUGACAGAGUCCUGAUCUUCCCUCCCGUCAACAGCUAUCAUCGGCUACUUAUCCACAAGACUGUUGAGGAAUAUAGUGGACUUGCAAGUUUCUCAGUUGGGGAGGCCCUCAAUCGUCGCACUGUUGUCUGUCUCACUGUAUCACUUCUCAGAGGUGAGUUGGGUCAAGAGUUGAUGUCCCGACCUCCUGAGCCACUUGCCAGGAGGGGGCGGGGCAGGGGGCGUGGUGCAACUAGGGGCAGCCCCUCCCCUAGUGGGCUAACUACACGGGAGAGUGCACCAGGGCAGGGGGUGGAGGCUGUGUCACGGGAAGCUAGGGCAUCAGCUGUCAAAGAGAGACACUCUCUUGGAGCAAGAGAGAAAAAGAAACCUGGAGCUCAGAUUUAUGUCCCACGUGCCCGCCGUGUACACCAGGAACAGGUUAGCAGAGUGACUCAGUCUGACAGUCUACAGCAUAGUGAUGCUCACUCACUCACUCAGCAACAUCAGGUUGAUGAUAGGCUGCAUGGUGAGCCAUGUGACCCUGGGUACAGGGGUCAAGGUGAUAAGGCACCUAUCGGUCAUGGAGAUGCACCUAUUAAGUGUCAAAGUGAAAGGACCCCUAGAGGUCAAAUGGACACAAGUCAAAAAGGUUUGAGGAAAGAUCCAGCAGAGUCUCCAAGGGAAGAGAGACGUGCCAAGGUGGGUCGUAAGCCACGCCCAGAAAUACAAAGAUAUGUUCCUCGUGCAAGGAGACAGCCACAGUCUGAUACCCCCAGUGAACAACCAGCUACUCCAGAGACAUGGGAUGAAAGGGUGGAGUGCAACACCGAGAACACGCCAACUCCAGAGAAACUCACUGAAUCUCCAAAAGGAUCUUCUGUCAAAAAGCUGAAAUGUGAUUCUGGGCCUGAUGGUUCAGGAAAGGUUUCAGAGUCUGGAGAGAGGAGAGAUGGUAUCAAUUCAAGCCAUCUUGAAACACAAGAAUCUGUUAACAAAAGCAGUGUGUCAAAUCAUUCUAGUGCAAAUGGUCUUUGUGUUCAAAGGGCAGUUGCAGAACCUUCCUCUGAACAUGGGCUUCUUCCAGACUUAGUUCAGGGGACUCAUACAGAGACAAGUGAAGAAUGUUCUCAAGGAUUAGCCACACAGGUGGCUGACAGUGCACAUUCUGUAAGUGACUAUAUCGGCGAUGGCAAUUCCAUACAUGGGUCAUGCAUCAAUGAUGUAUGUGCCUCAUCUCAUGGCUCUGAAAAUGUUUCCCUCUCAGAAUCUGAUGGUACAACAGUUGAGAGCUCUGUUAGCGUCAGACAUGGAUGUGAAAGCAGGAGACAAGUUAACACAGAAUGUACUGAAAGUCAGGAGGAUGGUCAUGUUGAUAACAUUCCAGCACCACCCAUGUCUCAGACAACAGUCCAGUCCAAUACGGCUCCCACUUGUAUGGAUGACACGUCCGCGGUGGAUGUCGUGUCUGAUAUUCCAGUUGCUUCUGAUGAUUCCACCAGCCAGGCCAGUGUUGAGCCUGAUGUCUGUGUGCUGGUUCAAGACAGUAACCCAUCAGCAGACUCUGAAACUUUCAGUCAGAACCAGAACAGUAGCAACCCAGAUGUCACAAGUGUAGGGGCAAUGGAGGAUCAGAUCUCAGAUCAGGAUGACGGAUGCGUUCCCGAGAAACCGAAAUGACAAAA